AUGCCGGCGGCGGCUGCGACGACGCGGCGGGACAUUGCGCACAGCGGGCACGCCCGGCGGGUGGCCGUGCUCCGCUGCCUGGUCGCGUCGCUGGUGGUCACCGUCCUCCUCGCGGGGCUCGCCGUGCUCAUCUUCUGGCUGGUGGUCCGGCCGAAGCCCAUCGACUACGCCGUCACCCGCGCCGUCGUGCGCCACUUCAACGUCACGCCGCCGCCCGGCGCCACGGUCAACGCGACGUUCUACCUCACCUUCGCGGCGCGCAACCCGAACCGGCGCGUGUCCAUCCUGUACGAAUGGGUGGAGUUCCGCGUGCUCUACGGCGAGUCCGCGCAGCUCGCGCUGCAGGACGCGCCGGCGUUCCGGCAGCCGCGGCGCAACGAGACGCGGCUGGACGUGCGCGCCGUGGCGCGGUCGGCGCCCGUCGGGGAGCAGGCCGCGCGGGAGCUGCGGCACGACCUCGCGGCGGGCGAGGUGGGCGUCGACGUCCGGAUGCGCGCGCGCGCCCAGUUCAAGGUCGCCGGCGUCAGGUCCAGGCACUACAGCCUGGAGGCCUUCUGCUCGCCCGUGGUCGUCGGCCUGUCGCCGUCGGCGGCGCGGUCGUUCCAGAGCGUGCCGUGCGACGUCGCCAUCUCGUGAGGGAGGCGACAUGCUUUGCAGGAUCACUAGCUGAGCGUGGUGUGCUGUAAAAAAGCUUGGCUGCUUGGAUGUUGGAUCAAUGGUUUGUUAGGCUUAUUAGAUGUUUUGACUCCUGAGAUGUGCCAAUGCUGCCUUCUUUCCCUUUUCGUUUUCCAAAUCGGUGUGCUUGCUGAGCUUUUUGCCACGUUUGAUAUAUUAUCAUGGCUUGAUGUGAG
This is a messenger RNA of Panicum hallii, 851 nucleotides long. RefSeq names its product NDR1/HIN1-like protein 3. The transcript has a single exon. NCBI's taxonomy places the organism in Eukaryota, Viridiplantae, Streptophyta, Magnoliopsida, Poales, Poaceae. Bases 1 to 636 code for a protein of 211 amino acids. The record is from RefSeq and is a predicted model, not a curated record. Gene Ontology annotation, cellular component: plasma membrane.